AUGAGCUGUAACUACGACGUCCAAAAAGAGCAGUGGAUGGCCUUACCGCUAUCUAAUGGAGCUACCUCUCUCGAUAUUUCACGGAACGUUUCUACGUGGCCCCAUCCUGAGCCACUGCCAGCGCCGCCACUACAGUGGUUCAUGGAUCCGUCAAGUCACGGUGAACUGCUAGAAGCACCAGUUCAGUGGGUUAUGGGCCCUUCUGCGCUUGGUCACGCUGUAGACGCAUCGGCACCAUGGAUAAUAAAUUCCUCAGGCCUCGAGAAUCCCACAGGACCCUCGAUACCGUUGAUUAUGGAUACAUCUGGUCUCAAAGGCUUUCCUGAGCUACCUAUACAGGGGCUCCUUGGGCCCCCCAUUCUCCAAAGCUCCUCAGAACCUCCCACAUCAUCAGCCUCAUGCAUACCCUACGUGCCCACGGGGCCACUCUCUCGCGACGAGCUGAUUCUUUCUCGCCCUGCAAGCAGUAGUCGCUAUCAGGGCUCACCUCCCCAGCUCCUUCGCGACCAUGUUACCCUUUCUGAUUCAACUUCUCUCCUACACGCCAAGUGUCCAAUCCCCGGAUACAGAUCCACAGCGCGUCUCGCGACCCCAAGAGACGUUCGUCGGCCCCAUCGCCAGCAAGUUAAAAGAUUUUUCUGCCACUACGAGAAUUGUCCCCAGUCAGUGCCUGAUCCACAGAGCCUUAGUAAACGAGGCUUUGCCACUCGAAAGGACCGGGACCGGCAUGAAGCCAAGCAUAAGCCAGAAAUCAGGUGCCAAUGGCGAAAUCAGUACGGCGAGCAAUGCACACGGCUAUUUAGCCGUAUGGAUAACAUGAGGGAUCAUGUUCGAAGGAUCCAUCGGCGAAAGUUCUAG
Molecule: messenger RNA, 858 nt
Organism: Aspergillus oryzae RIB40
Lineage: Eukaryota; Fungi; Ascomycota; Eurotiomycetes; Eurotiales; Aspergillaceae
Exons: 1
Coding region: 1-858 (285 amino acids)
Source: RefSeq, a predicted model, not a curated record